This is a messenger RNA of Mucor mucedo, 1098 nucleotides long. Its product is annotated as CTLH/CRA C-terminal to lish motif domain-containing protein. NCBI's taxonomy places the organism in Eukaryota, Fungi, Mucoromycota, Mucoromycetes, Mucorales, Mucoraceae. The transcript is spliced from 3 exons. Gene Ontology annotation, biological process: proteasome-mediated ubiquitin-dependent protein catabolic process. Gene Ontology annotation, cellular component: nucleus; cytoplasm. The record is from RefSeq and is a predicted model, not a curated record. Gene Ontology annotation, molecular function: protein binding. The annotation marks the transcript as partial.
AUCAUGCACCUAAGAGGUGCGCGGAGGGAGAGAGACAACAAUGUGUGGGAAGUGAAUUAAUUUUCCGCCUUUACUCGCUCUCUUUUACUUUUCUUUUUUAUUAUCACUAUUUGAAUACAUUCAUACCAGUAUUUUUUGUUAUAAAUGAGCACUCCCACUGUAAAGAAAAGUAUUCCAAAGGAUGAAUGGGAACAGCGUUUAACAAAAGUCAAAGUAAAUAAGCAAGAUCUAAAUCAACUGGUCAUGAAUUAUCUCGUGGUAGAAGGUUAUAAGGAUGCAGCGGAACAGUUUAGUUCAGAAAGUGGGUUGGCACCCACAGUCGAUCUGCAAUCUAUUCAGGAGCGAAUGGACAUUCGCCAUGCUAUUCAGUCCGGCGAUGUGGAUACAGCCAUUGACUUGGUGAAUGACUUGAACCCAGAGAUUCUGGAUACAAACCCUCACUUGUUUUUUCACCUUCAACAACAACGCCUGAUCGAGUUAAUCCGUAAAGGACUUUUUCAAGAGGCACUGGAAUUUGCAUCAGAAGAAAUGGCGCCACGAGGAGAGGAGCACCCCGAGUUUUUGGAGGAAUUAGAGCGGACAAUGGCAUUAUUGGCAUUCCAGGAUAGCAAGGAUUCGCCUGUACAAGACUUACUUCAUCCCGGACAGCGACAAAAGACAGCGAGUGAAUUAAAUGCGGCCAUUUUGAUGAGUCAGUCACAGGAAAAGGACCCUAAAUUACCCAACCUGCUUAAGAUGUUGGCUUGGAGUCAGGAACAGUUGGAUGAACGUAUGAUAUAUCCUAAGAUCGAGAAUUGGGUCAAAGCUGAUUUGGUGUUACGUGAUGAAAAUGGUAAUCAAGUCGAGGAAGAUAUUACCAUGUCAUCUUUGUAAUAAAUAAUGGAGUAUGAAAAUAAGUGGGCAAAAGGGCAUUGACCCCCAUUCUUUUUUUAUAAGAAGGUGCUACCGAUAAAUAAUAAUAGCUUUUUUUUUUUUUUUUUUUUUUUUUUUGUAACCCGCUUAUUCCCUCCCGAUCAUUUGCAUUUUCCGAUCAAUUAGCGAAACUUUCAUGUGGAUAAACAGUGAUACAAAUAGAAUAUUUUUUACUUCUCCUCUCAA